AUGCUCUCGCAUGAAAGGGAAAAUCUUAGUACCGAACUUCCCAAUAUUCCCGGAAUCGGUUAUGGAGUUAACGCUCUUUCUCCCCCUGUCGCAAUCAAUGGGGGUGUCAUGCACAUAGUUCCUCUCUUCCUUGGUGUUAGGUUUAGGAGUACGCUUCAGAAUGACGGCAUUAAUUACACGCCUAUUUCCGUUUCUUUUAUCUACUUUGGUCCGACUUUGGCUUUCCCGAAGCGUGUUACCUUUGAAUUGCUUGAUGGCCAAUCUCGAUGUUUCCAUGAGGCAUUAUCACCUAAAAAGUACGUCUUCAUGUACCAGGUGAUUUACGGUGGACAAGCGGAUGUGGAUAUCUCCGUGAAGGAUUCGCGCAAGAGGGUGAUUUCACAGGCUGAACGUGCCACUCACGAUGAGGUCGUGUUCGCUCUAGACCAUAACGAUACAUACUCAUUUUGUUUUGAUAAUUCCUUCUCACCGAUGUCUCACAAGUUGAUCUAUUUUGAGCUCCGACCGGAGAGCUUUGAAUCUUUGGCCGAAGAGGCUGGUGGUAUGCAUCCCCUCGCACCGCUUACUUUCAUCGAAAACGAAGUGGAAUUGGUUCACUUGUUCCUGUCUCGAGCUGAGUCAUUGCAAGUUGAACUGAAGAACCGCGAACUCGGUGAUCGCUUAGUUGCCGAGGAGUUGAAUACGGCAGUUCUCAUGUGGAGCAGUGUCGUCACCGUAGUGAUUGUUGUGACCACGUUGGGGCAGGUGGCAAUAUUAAAAAACUUUUUCAGUGAUAAAAAGUCGUUUCCUCACCGCAUGCCUCAUUCCUAGCCGAAUACCUUGAUGGAGCUGCGUGAAGCGACAAUGCCACUCAUUAGUCCUGUGAUAGCAGCAAUUUCCGUGCCGCUUGGUUUUUCUUGUUCUCUGCUCCACGAUCACUACCCACUACAGAUUGCCGAUCGCCGCCUCACGUCACCCUUGUCAUGUUCCAUGUCCUAACUCCACGCUGUACGGGCUCUUUUUUACAUUUUCUCUCGUUCAUAGUUUGUAAACGCACAUUUGAAUACUGUAUUGCAUUGUUCUUGUUUGAAGCCGAAUGAGAGAAUUUACACGUAUUCACCUGUAUGCAUUUGAUGUCUCCUCGUUAUUUUGCCGUACCGUUCUUCUAAACCCCUACGUGCGCUGCUCUCUACCGAUUCUUGUUUAGAAUCGAUUCGAAGAACUCACUAACUUCCAUACUAGUAAGUUGCUGGUCACACAUACCGUGGAAUUGCUCUGACUCUUCUCGUCAUAGAGGCCAACCGAAGUCGUCUAGUUUUGCGCUUAUACAAGACUAACUGAUCACUAGAUUGGGAGAUUGCC
Dicrocoelium dendriticum is the source of this 1341-nucleotide messenger RNA. The record is from the annotation of a GenBank genome assembly. NCBI's taxonomy places the organism in Eukaryota, Metazoa, Platyhelminthes, Trematoda, Plagiorchiida, Dicrocoeliidae.